GUGCUUGUUUACGUGAUAGUGUUGACCAGGGGCAGGGGACGGAGGGACGGAACAGGCCAGCACUGAAACAAGGGCCGGAGGGGGAGAUGUAAUGAGUUAUUAUAUGCACCGCAGCAGCACAGCAUCUAAAAAGAGAAGAGGCUGUUCAGCGCUGCAUGCUCACUGCUGCAUGUGGGUGAUAACAUUCGCUGAAGCCUAACCUAUUUGACAGGGAGAACAUAUCCAGACAUGGCUACAGUGCGAGAACAUCUACAUGACACAACAGAGAAAAGUCUUUAAAUUCUCUAUGGUUUCUGACUCUGGAUUGUGCCAAGGUCACUGCUGUGAAGGAGUGAAUCUCAAGGCUGAAAAUCACCAGGCACAAACUACAAAGAGAUACACUCAGAUGGGGGUGACAGAGGAUCCACAGUUGAAUUAUAAACAUCACCAUGAGGCAUUGUGGGGUUGCGUUAUGCAAUCACCAGCAUACAGAUUAUCCAGUCAAGUGACAUGGUUGGCCAGAGGGAGGCGCGGUGCAGCCUCCGUCCUUCAUUUGAAUAUAACAAUUAAUGGGGAAGUUUGCCUAAACCCUUGUAAAGCACAGUGGACAGAGCAGACCGUCAACAACCAAAGCUGAGCAUGACCAAGCAUUUUUAUGUACUCUUGGAGAAGUCACUGCAUGUGCUCCAACUUCAUCACUGAGCUGAGACAAAUCUUCAAUACAGGAGUUAAUAUUGCUUGCCAUCUAAAAAGGUCGCUGCACAGUGUGUCACACAAGAUUUACAGCGCUGCCUGCAUAGGCAUUCUACAAGGUUCGUUGGGAGACUAACACCCCCUCCAGCACCACACUGUGCGUAUCCUACUUGGCGCUCUGAACCUGAUCAUCAGUGGAAGUGCUCCCGAGCUGCAGCAGCCCAACUGUGACAUCCUUCCACUAUUCAGAGUGCGCUCAGGCUGGCUGGCUGCUGCACAGGCACCAUGGAGCAGAAAUCACCUAAGGACGAGAGCACCGCCAAAGGACAAGAGUCUCUGUCCUACCAGCGCAGGAUGUGGAAGAAUUUCCAGGAGAAAACCAAGCCUUGGCUCAGUCCUAAACUGGGAUCGGAGCGUCGGGCAACCGGGGGCGCGGAGGGCAGCAAAAAGGAAUCGGGGUUAUGGAUGUUCAAGAGGAAAAAGAAACAGUUGGACCGGGUGUUUUCGUCGUCUCAGCCGAAUCUGUGCUGCUCUCCGCCGGCGCCUUUUGAAGGAGAUAAGAAGUCCCAUGGAAGCGACGCGGUCCCCGGCACCAGCAGCGGCGGGCAGCCCCUACAUCACCUUGGCGCAGCUUCUGGAGCCACGGGCAGCAAACCCGAGCUGACGGCGCACGGCAGCCCCAAACUGCCCGUAUCCCAGCUCAUCAUGUACCAGCAGAAGAGCUCCUCUCUCGGCUCGGCGUGUUUCGAGAAACUGGUGGUGGACCCGGCCGCGAGGGUGGGAGAGGAGGAGCAGCUGCGUAAAAACGCAAGUGAUUCUGUGAGUAAAGACGCAUGUGGUAAAACACGCAUCUAUCAGUUAUCCUAAUGCUAUUUGCAAAAAAUUUUUUUAAAAAAUUGUAAGGCUGCAAUUUUCCUGUAAAAUAAAUGAAGGAGACACGUUUCG
This is a messenger RNA of Plectropomus leopardus (leopard coralgrouper), 1617 nucleotides long. The record is from RefSeq and is a predicted model, not a curated record. Lineage: Eukaryota; Metazoa; Chordata; Actinopteri; Perciformes; Serranidae.